AUGGAUUCCCUCAAGAAAAAGAAGACUUGCACCAACCCAUCUUGUUUCUUUUGCAGCCUGGAAGAGAAAGACUCCUCACUCAGGAGAGUGGGAAUGGAAAAAUGCUUCAAGGAAAUGCCCCUCACAGACAACAAGCAACAUGUCUUGGUGCUCAGCGGUCUAUGGCAUAUGGCAAUGACUCAGCCUGAUGAUCCUGAGUUCCCUUCCCUCGGCAUCUUCGAGUGCAUGGCAAAUUUAAUCGACAGGGGUAUUAAUGAUAGAAAUUGGCUUCUCAGGGGCCAAAACAUAUACAUACCCUAUUAUGCUGCUCAUGUGAUUGGCUCCUACACCAUGAACAAGGUGGAGUUUGCAGAAAUGGCAGCGAAAUCAGGUGUCAUACCGCCAUUAAUGGAGCUCUUGAGAGGAAAGAUCAGCUGGGUUGAGCAAAGGGUUGCGGUUCGAGCGCUCGGACACCUCGCUAGCUAUGAGAAAACGUUUGAAGCAGUAGCGGUUUAUGAAGAAGAAGUUGUUGGUUUAGCCAUGACACUUGCUUCUACUUGUCUUGAUGUUGUCUACUUCAACUUUGUAGGAGUGAAGAACAUGAAUGUGAAAUUGAAGUAUCAUUGUGAUUUGCUGACACGAGGCAUCGGAGAUUCGGAGAUGGAGGAUCGGAAGGCUGAAGAAUGGGCUAGCCAGCUUCAAUGCUGGUCUCUUUAUCUUCUAAAUUGUUUUGCAUGCAAACAAAAGUGUUUGAAUCUCAUUUGCAGGCAAGAUUUCUUGACAAAUUUGUGUGAUAUGUGGGGGGGAUUGGUGAAUCACGCGUCUCCUGCUGGGGCUGGCCUUAUUAGAAUCUUGUGUUACAGUAAAUAUGGAAGAAAAAGCAUUGCUGAAUCAAAACAAAUCAUAGACACUCUCUGCAAUCUCUCGAGAUCUUCUGAUGAUUGGCAGUAUAUGGGAAUCGACUGUCUUUUAUUGCUUCUCAAAGACCAUUCCACAAGGUACAAAGUUUUUGAGGUAAUUUCAUUGUUUCUUAUGGAUUUGGUUGAACUUGGAAGCCUUGGAGAUAGAUCAAACAUAGGUGAAGCAAUCACAAAACUCCUUCUUUUAGACCACAAAAAAUGCAAAUUGUUGUUCAAAAACCACAAAGUUGAAAAAGCCUUGCAAGAUUUAUGGAAUUUGAAAGUAGAGAGGAGGAGGAAGGAGAAACUUAUGUGUGAAGAAAAGGUUGAAGAGAGAAGGGUUAUAAUAGGUUUGAUAAAACAACAAGCAAACCAUAUGUUUUGGUUGGGAGAGAUUGAAGAAGCUCUAGAGAAGUAUUCUGAAGCAUUAGAUUUGUGCCCUUUGAAGUUUAGAAAAGAGAGAAUGGUGUUGCAUAGUAAUAGAGCUCAGUGUCAUUUGCUGCUUAGGGAUGCGGAUUCUGCCAUUAGUGACUCAACUCGAGCUCUCUGCCUCUCCACGCCUGCAAAUUCCCACAGUAAGAGUCUUUGGAGAAGAUCACAAGCUUAUGACAUGAAAGGGUUGGCCAAAGAGAGCUUGAUGGAUUGCAUAAUGUUCAUCAACGGCUGCGUGAAGUCUGGGAACACAAAGCGCGUGAAGAUCCCGUACUACGCGGCUCGUAUGAUCAGCAAACAGAUGGACGCCACUUGGCUAUUCGCCAACGCCCAGUCAAAGACAAGAAUCAGCGGUCAAGUGGGAACAGAACAAGAAUCUGACGGCGGUGACUAUAUUAGUGUUACCAACAUCAAUGGUGAGCAACAACAUGGUGAAAUGAUGAGGAAGAUGAUGGAGAACAAAGAUUUUGUAUCUGGUCUGUCCACCAUUAUAGAAGAACCUUUGCUCGUAAAAGAAGUGAGGAGGAGAAAAGUGAAGAGGGCUAGAAGGAGAUCAAAGAAAGCUGCUGGACCUCGAUCAAUGAGAACUGUAGCUUUGCACAGAUUAGCAAAUUUCGGAAUGAGUGGUGUUUUUGAACUGGCUUGA
Molecule: messenger RNA, 1956 nt
Organism: Corylus avellana
Lineage: Eukaryota; Viridiplantae; Streptophyta; Magnoliopsida; Fagales; Betulaceae
Product: ARM-repeat/Tetratricopeptide repeat (TPR)-like protein
Molecular function (GO): protein binding
Source: RefSeq, a predicted model, not a curated record